AUGGAGCACCUCGCACGCGACCCAGCUCCUCGAACUCAGGUGUACCACCUGAUGGAGGAAGGAAUGUCGUUCAAGGUCACAGUCACUCUCCAUGCAAGAAGGGUGGAAAAGUGGAUCCGCGCCGUGAAGAGGGACUAUCUCGACAACGCACAAAUCAAGUGCGUCGGCUUGGAUUGCGAGUUCACUAACCAUCACGAGGGUGAUCAGCGUGCCGCCGUCCUUCAGCUCUCGAUUUGCCAUGCUGAUGAAGUGCCACAAGUUCUCAGGGAGUUCUUGCAGGACAGGAACCUCAGAUUUUGCGGCGCGGCUAUCAGCAAGGAUGUGGAGAUGCUGAGUCCGUACGGUAUUCAUAUUACUUCUGCGUACGACCUCCAGAAGAUACUCCCGAAUCCCACAAAUAAUCACAUUCCGAGUCUAUAUGAUCUGACGAAUUCUAUCAUUGGGAUAAAUCUUGAGAAGAAGAAGAAGAGGAAGAAGUACAAGAAGAAAGACGCCGUGCAAGAAAAAGAAGAUGAACUCAUAUUUGGGUGGGCUAAUGUUCCAUUAAGCUACGAGCAAGUGCGCUAUGCCGUGCUGGACGCUCGUCUGGGCUUCGAGAUGGCUAGGAGGCAUUGGAUGCUAGUUGGCUACAAUAACCAUGUUGAUUGUCUCAAUAUUUAG
Molecule: messenger RNA, 660 nt
Organism: Lolium perenne
Lineage: Eukaryota; Viridiplantae; Streptophyta; Magnoliopsida; Poales; Poaceae
Biological process (GO): nucleobase-containing compound metabolic process
Cellular component (GO): nucleus; cytoplasm
Molecular function (GO): 3'-5' exonuclease activity; nucleic acid binding
Source: RefSeq, a predicted model, not a curated record